Helicoverpa armigera (cotton bollworm) is the source of this 2223-nucleotide messenger RNA. RefSeq lists its product as uncharacterized. The transcript has 2 exons. Lineage: Eukaryota; Metazoa; Arthropoda; Insecta; Lepidoptera; Noctuidae. Bases 665 to 1684 code for a protein of 339 amino acids. The record is from RefSeq and is a predicted model, not a curated record.
UAUGGGUCAUAAACAGAACAUUAAAAUUAUGUGUGCGUUGACUCAAACUUAACUAAAACAAUGUAAAUCAACCAUAUUUAUACUUACAGUUAUUUAAUAUGAGUGUACACCAUUAAUUUACCAGGUAAUUUUUACAUUUUAAUUAUUAGUUUUAAAAAUAUUAAAAUAUAAACAUCCUUUUUGUACCCCUCCGUGGACCGUUUCCAAACGCGGUUUCAAACUUCAUGAUCAAAAUUAAAAUGUAAUAAUUUACAAAUACUAAUACAUCACCUCUUUUAACCGUUAUUAAUAUAAUCAAAAUCCAUUUUUCCACUGUUAUACAAUAUUUAAAUAAAAUUUCUUCAAAUUAUGAUACAUGAACAAUUUGUUAUUAGGUCCGCGACUCUUUCCGUGGUCAUAAUAUAUACAAUGUUUGAAUUCUCAAUAUUUGGAACGCAGCCUAAAUUGUUUAUUUGAACUGGUAACAUUUCAAUCGCUGUCAGUUUAAGAUACCUUGGUUUCGGUCUGCAUGCGCUCCGUCAAUUAAAAAACAAAAAUUGCUUAAAUCAAAGAUUAUUUCAGUAUAAUAUAAAAGAUCAUUGCGACUUUUCUGUGACUUCGAUACCACGUAAAUUAAAAUGCCUAGAAAAAUACACUAAAGAAUCUUACUGAUGAAGAAAAAAAGAUGAGACGGCGUGAACAAAAAAAAUUAAGUAUGCGUCGAGCUCGGGCUAAGUUAACUGAAGCUGCUGUUGAAGAGAUACGCAAACAAGAUAGAGAAAGAUACCAUAAGAAAAAGGAUAGAGGAGAUAUUAAAACAAUUGAUCAGUUUACACCGAGGCAACAGCGGCAAAUAAGAAAAAUGUGGCGCGAAAAAUCGAAGAAACGGCGACAAUUAUUAAAGAUGCGAAAAGCUACUGAAUCACUUAUACAAGAAAAUACUCCACCGGCAAGUCCGUCUUCCUCACUCUCGCGAGUUGAAUCUGGACGUGCAGUAGCUGCCCGAAAUAAAAGAGCAAGAAAAGCUGAAAAUGAGGCUUUAAAGAAAAAGGUGUUUCAGAUGGGGAAGGUAAUUAAAAAGUAUAGAAUGAGAAUACGAAGACUAGAAGAAAGAAAACAGAAAGCAUCGAAGUCGAGUUCUAGAAAUAAAGUCUUGAAAACGGAUAUAAGAAAAGCUGUGCAUGAUUUUUUAAUAAAUGACGAAUAUAGUAGAUUAACUGCAGGUAAAAAUGAAACAAUAACUAGGAAAAAAAGCAAAAGGCAAAUUCGUUUACUAAAUGACACACUUUUAAACUUACACAUAAUAUUUAAACUCAAAACAGGAUUUAAUAUUUCAUAUCAGACUUUUAGGAGAUAUAGACCUUUUUGGGUUCUGUUUCCAAAAGCAGCUUCAAGAAACACGUGUCUCUGUACGUUACACGAAAAUAAUGAUCACAUAAUUCGAUCACUUCAAAAAUCGAAAGUUGUUUCUUACGGAUCUGCAUCCGAUGCCGCUAAGGCAUUGUGUUGUAAUAAUACACUGACUCCUAAAUGUUUAGAGAGAGAGUGUCAGAGCUGUCUUUAUAAGAAAAUUGAUUUUAAUAACUUUGCCGAAAACGAUUAUAUAACUUAUGAUAGAUGGGUUACAAAAGACGUGGAUGUAGUUAUCAAAGGUGUACAGAAAAGUGCAAGAAAUGUGUUAAAGAAACUGUUAAAACUACGAUAGGUGCGCUAGUGAAGUUAUUACAUUUAAAUUUACCAGUAUUCAUGCAACAUGUAGCUAAUAUGAUUCAUCAAAUGAGAUCAAUACAAACAUUUAAACAACAAUUAACGUCUACCAAAGGCUUGUUGCAUGUAGACUUUUCCGAAAACUAUAAUUGUAAGUAUAGUGCUGAGGUUCAGUCGGCUCAUUUUGGUGGCUCGAAGCCUCAAUUGUCUCUUCAUACUUGCGUUUAUUAUAGCGCGGCAGAAUUUCCGAAUAAUGGUUUCCAAACUACAUCCAUGUGUUCUAUUUCAAAAAAUUUACGCCAUGAUCCUGUUAUGAUCUGUGCCCACCUUAAACCAAUUCUACAGCGAAUUAAAGAACUCAGUCCAAAUUUAACAGAACUACAUAUUUUGAGUGACGGCCCAACGACCCAAUACCGAAACAAAACUAUGUUUCUUUUAAUUGUUAAAUUCAUUAGUCGAGAAUUAAAUGACGUGACCGAUAUUGUUUGGCACUAUAGCGAAAAGGGGCAUGGCAAAGGUGCUCCAGACGGAGUAGGU